AAUCUCUCUGGUUGAUAAUAAAAAAUCAUGACCAAUAACAAACAGUGCAAAGCCUUGAUCAUUAAUGCAUCUUUAUAAAUUUGUUUAUUGAAUGUGAUCAGGAAAUUAAUUUUCUAUGGAUAAAAAAUAUAUGAAGUAGUAGUGAUUACCUCUUUAAAUCCUAAGCUUUGUCGUUCGAGCAUCAUGCAGAACCAGAGACCGAAGUUGAGUCUUCUCAUCAUCUAUCCCCUGAAUUGGUAGGCUGGGGUUGCCUUGUGACAGCUGCAAGAUGAGGACAGAGUUUAAGAACUGCAAGAAGCCAGAGGUGGAUUACAGGAAGGGGCUAUGGUCACCUGAUGAGGACCAAAAGCUCAGAGAUUCAAUCCUUCAGCAUGGAGUCAGCUGUUGGAGUGAAGUUCCUGCCAAAGCUGGCUUGCGGCGAAAUGGAAAGAGUUGCAGAUUGAGAUGGAUCAACUACCUCAGGCCUGGUCUAAAACGUGGAAACUUUUCACCAGAGGAGGAGGAGACCAUCGUGAAGCUUCAGUCCAAGUUGGGGAACAAGUGGUCACAAAUAGCAAUGCAACUACCUGGAAGAACAGACAAUGAAGUUAAGAACCACUGGAACUCCUACAUGAAGAAGAAGAUCACAAAGCCUCAAGAACUACACACCUCUAGCUCAGCAAGCUCAGCUCUUAAUCUGACCAUCCAAAGGCUAACAAUGCACAAAGAAGAGAAUGAUCAUGGUGUUCCAAGUGCUGCAAGAGGAUAUACUGAGGCACUUGAAGCAUGUCUGAAGAACUAUGACCAAUCUGUGAGUCAAAACAUUGGUGGUGUCCAAAACAGGACAGCAGCAGAUCACUUCCCCAAGGUUUUAUUUGCUGAUUUCUUGUCAUUUGAGCAGGCCAACUGGGACAGCUUGUUCAACUUGGAUGAUGCAAUUAACAAUCAGUGGCACUGCAAUAAUUUCUACACAGCUUCACAAGUCGAUGCACAGUAUGGAAAUAAUGUCAUCGUUCCAAAUGGUUUCAGAUUCACCAACACUUGUGGGCAGUUUGAAUGAGAGUUUGAGCUGAUGGUAAACAUUGAUGGUUCUCAUUCCUUCAAAUUCAGUGUUAUUUACUAAAGACAAUGAGAGUAUGACUGAAAUGCAAUAGCUAAAUAACUUUUAGUCCCACAAUUCAUGUAAUAAGUUCUUUAAUGACUUGUUUGAGACAUUGCUUUGUAUAAAGCUCAAUCAUGUAAUCAAUCUAGAUUGAGACAUUAUGCCUUAUU
Molecule: messenger RNA, 1251 nt
Organism: Musa acuminata AAA Group (dessert banana)
Lineage: Eukaryota; Viridiplantae; Streptophyta; Magnoliopsida; Zingiberales; Musaceae
Product: transcription factor LAF1-like
Exons: 3
Coding region: 269-1039 (256 amino acids)
Source: RefSeq, a predicted model, not a curated record